AGGCUUAAGGGUAAAUGAAAGCAAACAGUUGAAAGAGAGAGUGGCGGUUAAUGGACAAUCAGGCUGUCAGAUAGACUGACAGGCGCAGAGAGGAAGUCUUAUCAUUGGCAUAAGCACUAACAAACAGCAGGCAUGAAGAGACAGGACAGAAGGUUCUCUCUGGACUCUCUGGAAUACUCAGUUGGUGGUCUGGAGAAUGGAGGACUGUUGGGGAAGGGCCCUAGAGGGAGCCGCUACCGGCGGGCAUCUGAUACCAUGAAGAGUGCCAGUCUAGAGGAUGCCCAGCUGCAGUUCCUCGACCUCAACAGGAGCCUCAACCUGAGGCAACAAACAAUAGAAGAGGAGCGAUUGGAUCAAGUAGACGGCAGCAUCACCCGCCAUACUUUUAUGAAUCACAACAAAACAUUCCACAAAAUAUUCCCAGAUAUUCCGGAGGAAGAAGACCUAACUCAUGCGUUCACCUGUUCCCUGCAGAAGGAGGUGCUCUAUCAUGGCAAGCUCUAUGUGUCCCGCCAACACAUCUGCUUCUACUCCUCUGUGCUGCUCAAGGUCACCAAGGUGAUAAUUGAGGUGGAGAGCAUUCAAACUGUGAGGAAGAAGAACACAGUGAAAGUGCUGCCCAACGCGCUGUCGAUAAUCACCAACAAUGGAGACAAGUACCUGUUUGUGUCCCUACGGAAUCGCCAUUUAUGUUACGAGCUUCUUCUUUCAGUGUGUCCUCACCUCCAGGUUGACAACGGAAUGAGUAGUCCCCAAAUAUCCCAGGACAGCAUUGACCGAGAAAUUGACAUGAUGUCCAGCCACUCGAGUCAGGAUGGGAGUGUGAGUCGGCGGACCAGUGUGGAUGACCCACUUCCUCAUGACUCUCCCUAUCCAGACCUGGCCAAACAAUCUUCGGAGUUAGCCAGGACCAGCUCGAGUCGGACGAGCAGCCUCAGCAAGGAUGGCUAUUCCACAGAGGAUGAGAAUGCAGCAGGUAGAUCGUGGAUGUCUUUUGGAUGGGAGAAAGUCAAGCCAUUCGUCUUUGUGGGAGAAUCAAGAAACGUCAGCUCACUCCUCCUCAUUUACGUCCUACUGCUUGUGCUGCUCCUCCUGUCCUCUAGCUACAUUGGCCUGCGCUUAGUGGCCUUGGAGGAACAACUGAGUGCUCUCAGCUCCUUGCAGGAAGAAUACAAGGAAACAUAGUCUUUCAUUCUGAUGAAGGGUUGAGCCAUCACGUUCCAUGCACGGGUGGGCAACAUUCCUCUCCACCUAGCCAGACGCCACAGUGACGCUCUAGGACAGAAAAGAAGAAAGAGCCAAGACUGGAGUGGAGAAUGAAACCACACGGUCCACUGACUCUAGAUCAGACGCCUGUGCACCUCCCACUCCGUACACCUGUGUGUCUGAUCAAAGCCUCGUGUGGGAGGUGCUGGUGGGAGAGCCUCAUUCUCAUUCUUGUCCCAUCUCAAGGUUGAUCGAUUCCACUGCAUCCCAUAUGAACCAUCCCCCAACAUGCCAUUUGAAAAAGUCAACUGACAUCUGACACAGUACAUGACACAAUGCUUCCAUAUAAAAAACUUGUAUCAACUGGUUAUGCCUGUAACAUGUCAUAUCUGAUUCCAGAAAAUUUUCAUUUUCAUUCAUUGUUUUUUUCAAUUCAGUUCUCAGAUUUCAAAGAAAAAAACAUAUAUAAUAGGAAGGGAUCAUACUGUAUCUAAAUUAAUGUUAAAUCCAAUAUAUUGCUGUUUAAUGAAAAUGUUUUAGAAACACUACAUAUUUAACAAUUCAAUUAACUUGUUUCUUGCUUCUUCAUUAACUGUGUUUCUUAUUUAAACUUUUAGAGUAUUUAUGUAUAGUAGUCUAGCAGUGGAACAAACAAAUUAGAAGGAAAAUAUGACUUAUCUUUGGUAGCAGAUGGAAACUUAAAUAAUUAUUUAAUUGCAUUUAAUGACUUUUUAAAUGACAUCUUUUUUCACAACAUCUCAUAGCCUGCAUUAUCACACAUUUUCAAAUGGUUUUCACUUAUAACCUCACAAUUGGAAAUCUCCUUAAAGUGAUAACGUAAGAGAUGGGAAGGAGGGAGUGGUUGUGGUAAUCAUCAGUAAAUGUAAAAAAGUUCAGCAUUA
Messenger RNA from Alosa sapidissima (American shad), 2108 nucleotides. Its product is annotated as GRAM domain-containing protein 2B-like. The transcript has 13 exons. NCBI's taxonomy places the organism in Eukaryota, Metazoa, Chordata, Actinopteri, Clupeiformes, Clupeidae. The coding region runs from base 133 to 1185 and encodes 350 amino acids. The record is from RefSeq and is a predicted model, not a curated record.